Amaranthus tricolor (Joseph's coat) is the source of this 675-nucleotide messenger RNA. RefSeq lists its product as uncharacterized. NCBI's taxonomy places the organism in Eukaryota, Viridiplantae, Streptophyta, Magnoliopsida, Caryophyllales, Amaranthaceae. The coding region runs from base 1 to 675 and encodes 224 amino acids. The transcript is spliced from 3 exons. The record is from RefSeq and is a predicted model, not a curated record.
AUGAGAUUACGUCCAGGAUUAGCCAAUGUUGAUGAACUCCGAGAAUUUGCGGAUUGGAUUCUAAAAUUUGGGGAUGGAAAGCUAGAAGGACCUAACGAUGGAAAGGCUGUAAUUGAUAUACUUGAAGACCUCUUAAUAAGUGAUGCAUCUGAUCCAAUGGCUGCAAUUGUUGAUUGUAAAUAUCUUGGAAUUCGUGAAGGUUCAAUUGAUACUUCAUACUUUCAUGAAAGGGCGAUUUUAGCACCAACAAAUGAGAUUGUUGAUAAUGUCAAUGAACAUGUAUUGUCUCUUUUUCCCGGAGAAGAGAGGACGUACUUAAGUUUAGAUUCAAUAAGCAGAGCUGACGGUAACUAUGAUACCAACAAUGAUGCAUUUUCUAUUGAAUUUCUCAAGUCAAUACACGCUUCAGGCGAUCGCGUUAUACAAGCAACUGUUAUAUUUGGAUCUAACAUUGGCUAUAGGGUUUUUAUUACAAGGAUUACACUCACACUGUUAGAUAUCUCGAAAAUCCCAAUUGCUCUUCAAAGAAGGCAAUAUCCUUCAUGGACAAUUUUACGUUCAGUUUCUAGAGUGACUAGCAGAAAAGGUCUUAAAAUCAUCAUAUGUGAUAAGGAUGGUAAAGUGUGUAGUCACACUGAUAAUGUUGUAUAUAAGGAGGUGCUUCAAACCCUCUAG